Molecule: messenger RNA, 521 nt
Organism: Caenorhabditis elegans
Lineage: Eukaryota; Metazoa; Nematoda; Chromadorea; Rhabditida; Rhabditidae
Gene: immp-2
Product: Mitochondrial inner membrane protease subunit 2
Exons: 4
Coding region: 6-464 (152 amino acids)
Biological process (GO): proteolysis; protein localization to mitochondrion; protein maturation
Cellular component (GO): membrane; mitochondrial inner membrane peptidase complex; mitochondrial inner membrane
Molecular function (GO): peptidase activity; serine-type peptidase activity; serine-type endopeptidase activity
Source: RefSeq, marked reviewed
AAAAAAUGAGGAUUUUCCGUACUUUAGUGAAGGGAACCGUCGGAACUUGUGUAGUUUUCACGUUUUUCGACGUUGUCGGCCAUCCCGCACAGGUUGUUGGUAAUUCAAUGCAGCCGACACUUCAAGGCGGCGAUGCUCGUUGGUAUAAACGUGAUAUUGUCUGGUUAUCCACGUGGAAUCUCUACAAAUGCUCGCCGGGAACUAUUUUGACAUUUGUAUCGCCUCGAGACCCAGACGCAGUGCACAUAAAACGCGUGACCGCCGUCGAAAAUGCGAUUGUUCGCCCUGAGAAACGUCCCGAACUGAUUACCGACAUCCCAAAGGGACAUUAUUGGAUGGAAGGGGAUAAUCCUGAACAUCGACACGAUAGCAAUGUUUAUGGACCUGUAAGCACAUCACUAGUCAAAGGACGUGCCACGCACAUUAUUUGGCCUCCAAAUCGUUGGCAGAGACUCUCCAAAUAAUAUAAGUAUCGAUUUUUUUUAUAAAAAAGGUUUAUUGGAAAAAAAAUAACUGAAAAA